Molecule: messenger RNA, 1152 nt
Organism: Acanthisitta chloris (rifleman)
Lineage: Eukaryota; Metazoa; Chordata; Aves; Passeriformes; Acanthisittidae
Product: ras-related GTP-binding protein A
Exons: 9
Coding region: 1-942 (313 amino acids)
Biological process (GO): regulation of autophagy; positive regulation of TOR signaling; cellular response to starvation
Cellular component (GO): Gtr1-Gtr2 GTPase complex; nucleus; lysosome
Molecular function (GO): GTP binding; GTPase activity
Source: RefSeq, a predicted model, not a curated record
AUGCCAAGCACAGCCAUGAAGAAAAAGGUGCUGCUGAUGGGUAAAAGUGGGUCUGGGAAGACCAGCAUGAGGUCCAUUAUCUUUGCAAACUACAUCGCCAGGGACACGCGGCGCCUGGGUGCCACAAUUGAUGUGGAGCACUCCCAUGUCAGAUUCUUAGGAAACCUGGUGUUAAACUUGUGGGACUGCGGAGGCCAAGACACCUUCAUGGAGAACUACUUCACCAGUCAGAGGGACAACAUCUUCCGCAACGUGGAAGUCCUCAUCUAUGUGUUCGAUGUGGAGAGCCGUGAGCUGGAGAAGGACAUGCACUACUACCAGUCAUGCCUGGAGGCCAUUCUCCAGAACUCUCCUGAUGCAAAGAUCUUUUGUCUAGUGCACAAGAUGGACUUGGUGCAGGAGGACCAGCGGGAUUUGAUUUUUAAGGAGCGUGAGGAAGACCUGAAGCGCCUUUCCCGGCCCUUGGAAUGUGUUUGUUUUAGAACUUCCAUCUGGGAUGAAACACUUUACAAGGCCUGGUCCAGUAUAGUCUAUCAGCUGAUCCCCAAUGUCCAGCAGCUGGAGAUGAACCUGAGGAACUUUGCUCAGAUCAUCGAGGCAGAUGAAGUGCUGCUGUUUGAGAGAGCCACAUUCUUGGUCAUUUCUCACUAUCAAUGCAAAGAGCAGAGGGAUGUCCACAGAUUUGAGAAAAUCAGCAACAUCAUUAAACAAUUCAAGCUGAGUUGCAGUAAGCUGGCAGCUUCUUUCCAGAGCAUGGAGGUCAGGAACUCUAACUUUGCUGCUUUCAUUGACAUCUUUACAUCCAACACAUACGUGAUGGUGGUUAUGUCAGACCCUUCUAUACCUUCUGCGGCGACGCUGAUCAACAUCCGCAAUGCCAGGAAACACUUUGAGAAGCUGGAGAGGGUGGAUGGACCAAAGCACAGCCUGCUCAUGCGCUGAUCCCAGGCACAAGGGCUUUGGGGGGAGAAAAAAUGAAUUGGAACUACUUAUUUUUAGGAGAAUCUAACACUGUCGAUGUCUUUGUUGGGCUUUGAAAUGAGUGUGCUGCUUUGUUUUUUCUCCUUUUCACGUCGGACACUAGUGGCUUGGAGGAUGUCUGGAUACACUGUUGGACCUUCAGAGACUUCCCUGGCAUGUGGGGAUGGGGAG